Molecule: messenger RNA, 1144 nt
Organism: Zerene cesonia (dogface butterfly)
Lineage: Eukaryota; Metazoa; Arthropoda; Insecta; Lepidoptera; Pieridae
Exons: 7
Coding region: 1-972 (323 amino acids)
Biological process (GO): cell-matrix adhesion
Cellular component (GO): basement membrane
Source: RefSeq, a predicted model, not a curated record
AUGUCAACGCAAGUGUUAGAAGCGCAAAGAUGUGAAAAGGCUCAAGUGUGUAUUACGGAUUUAUCUCAAACAGAAUGUGGUGUAGGUUUUACUUUAACUCAAAAUAGCCACAUAUUUGGCUGCUGCCCGGGUUGCACGCCGAUAGGUGACUCGGGGGGUGACGGAGACGAUGAUGAUGAUUACAAUUUUGAUCAUCAAUGCCGCCCCCCAGCCAACUGUUUAGCGAACGGAUGGUAUGCGCCUGUGCAAUGCAAAGGCGAUGUUUUUACUGGUAGAUGUUUCUGCACGGAUAAAAACGGUAACAGAAUAUUUGGACAAAUGUGGAGGAACCAAGCAAGCGAGAUGACUUGUGCAUGUAGUAGGAGUAGACACGAAUUGGAGGAGGAAGGGCAUGUUGUUUCUCUGCACUGUUCAUCCAAUGGUGAUUACGAGCCAUUGCAAUGCAGUGAAGGCAUGUGUUGGUGCGUCGAAACAAAAACAGGUCAACCUACUGUCAUUCCCGUACCUGAAAACGAUAUGAAGAUGUUGCCUUGUUACAGUGCCUCGGCGGUGGGUGAACAGUACUUACGAAGGUGCGAAAGUAUAGCGUUCGCAUUAGCAACGAUACACAAGGAACAAUCGGAACAUGGAACAAAUUUUUUUGGAAACCCAACAACGUUCUGUGAUUAUGACGGAAGUUAUGGACCGUAUCAAAUUCAGAAUGGAAUUGCCUAUUGUACCGGGCGUGAUGGUAAAAUUCUUGGAUCUUGGCAGGUUGUUGUCAGUGAAAUGGCUGGAAUUAAUUGUAACUGCGCUCGUGAUUCAACAAUACAUUUCCCGGAGCGAGGUAUGAGAGUAUCCGAGGUUUGCCAGCCGAACGGUAACUACCGUGCCAACCAGGUCGCAAACAACAUUACCUACUGUGUAGAUUCCGAUGGCUACUCCAUCGAUAAUAGAGACGAUUGGCCUCCCGCUUGCAUAAAUGCUCUUUAACUCUGGUUGGUUUACAAGUUAGGUCCGUACUGCUGAGAAAGUUGAAAUCUAACAGUAAGAGUAAUGCUCCUACACUUAAUUGACUAUUUAACGUAUAAAUUAUAAUAUUGCAGUAUUUAAAUGUAUUAAUUGUUGUUUAUUUCGUAUUUAAAAUAAUGAUUAUACUGAUCAA